AUGCAUCCCACAACAGCGACCCUCCUCGCCCUAACCGCCCUCGCCACCCACACAGCCGCCCACGGCUACGUCCGCACCUGGACCCUCGACGGCGUCUCCUUCAACGGCUACAGCCGCUCCGACGGCAACCCCAAACCCGACGCAAUCGGCUGGUCCUUCACCACCCCCGACGAAGGCCCCGAACUCGACCUCACAUCCCCCAACUUCGCCUGCCGCUCUGGCGGCGCCCCAGCCUCCUCAUCCGGUCAAGUCGCCGCCGGCGGCACCGCCACCUUCCUCUGGACCUCCGAUGACAAAUCCAUCAACCCGGACGGCUGGUCCGCCGGCCACCGCGGACCAAUCAUGACGUACAUCGCACCCUGCAACGGUCCCUGUUCAUCCAUCGCCGACGCUUCAACCCUAAAAUGGACGAAGAUCGCCGAACAAGGCGUCACGGGACCAGCCAACACCCAGGGAAUCUGGGCGACGGACCAGAUGCGCGCUAACGGCGGCGUCGCGGCCGCUACUAUCCCUUCCAGCAUCGCGCCGGGAGAGUAUGUGCUGCGCAACGAGAUCAUUGCUCUGCAUCGCGCGCAUCUCAGUGAGCCGGAGUUUUACAUGCAGUGUGGCAAUAUUGAGGUCACGGGGUCUGGCACGGAUGAUCUGAGCGGGCAGGGAGUUGUGGCGAGUCAACUGUAUAGCACUUCGGACGAGCAGAUCUUUGGUUUCUCCGUGUAUGACAAUCGCGGGGAUGGGAGCGAGUGGAUUGUCCCAGGGCCGGCGCUUUAUGGUGGUGCUGCGGCGGCUGGAGCUGGGAACGGAACAGCUACACCUUCUACGCUGCCGACUGGUACUGCGCCUUCGACUGUUGCUGGGAGCCAGCCAGGGAGCACAAUCGUGCCCUCAAUUCUUCCAACCGCUUUUCCCAGCAAUAACGGAGACCCUCCUGCAAGCGGCAAUCCCUGGCAGAGCGGACGUCCCCGUGGCUCAGGGCGAUACGGGCAGUACUAG
Cyphellophora attinorum is the source of this 990-nucleotide messenger RNA. Its product is annotated as Polysaccharide monooxygenase Cel61a. NCBI's taxonomy places the organism in Eukaryota, Fungi, Ascomycota, Eurotiomycetes, Chaetothyriales, Cyphellophoraceae. The coding region runs from base 1 to 990 and encodes 329 amino acids. The record is from RefSeq and is a predicted model, not a curated record. The transcript has a single exon.